AGGGGAAGUGUGGGGGGGAUUACCGUCCACAACGGGACUUCUAAUGGGAGUGACUCGGUCUCUGCUCCCGUGGCAUACAGGCUACACGUACAUACUCAUGAGGCAGAUAUAGAUCAUAGAGCUAUCAGGAUAUAAACAAUGAUGGAGCCAUGCUGAGACUACACCCUGCCCCUGGUACUCGCUGCUGCAUCUGCAGCUUGCCUCUCCCUGUGAGGAGGCAGCGUGACCGUGUCCGUACACCCAUGUCAGCCUAUCACAGAGACCAGGGAGUGUCUCUCUCAUGUAUUUCACAGUUUCCUUCCGGUAUCAUAUCCUCCGAAUAUGGCAGCUGCCGGGUUCUGCUUCUUCUUAGCAACAGCCUCUUUCUUGCUGCUGGAACCCUCUUUAGCAUUUGUGGAGGAUUUAGAUGAUACAUUUAAAGAUACUAGACAAGAUGACAUCUGGCUCGUCGAUUUCUAUGCACCGUGGUGUGGCCACUGUAAGAAACUUGAACCUGUAUGGAACGAAGUUGGCAUUGAGAUGAGGAAAAGCGGUUCCCCAGUGAGAGUUGGGAAGAUGGAUGCAACAAUUCAUUCAAGCAUUGCUUCAGAAUUUGGGGUCCGUGGUUUUCCGACUAUAAAAUUGCUAAAAGGAGAGAUGGCCUACAACUACAGAGGUCCCAGAACAAAGGAGGACAUCGUUGAAUUUUCUAACAGAGUUGCUGGGCCAUUAAUACGACAGCUUCCGAGUCAGCAGAUGUUUGAUCACGUACAAAAGCGUCACCGUGUGCUCUUUGUAUAUGUUGGUGUUGAAUCUACACUGAAGGAGAAAUUUAUUGAAGUUGCAUCAGAACUUAUCGUGUAUACAUACUUCUUUUCUGCUUCAGAAGAAGUCUUGCCUGAGUACGUCACCCUCAACGAGGUCCCAGCUAUUCUGGUGUUUAAAGACUCCUCUUAUUUUGUUUAUGAUGAAUAUGAAGAUGGUGAUUUAUCCAGCUGGGUGAAUAAGGAGCGGUUUGAAGGCUAUCUCCAUGUUGAUGGAUUUACAUUGUAUGAGCUAGGAGACACAGGGAAACUGGUGGCUGUAGCAGUGAUUGAUGAAAAAAACAAUUCGGUUGAACAUACACGAUUAAAAUCUAUUGUUGAAGAGGUAGCAAAAGGCUACAGAGACCAUUUUCACAGAGACUUCCAGUUUGGACACAUGGACGGCAGCGAGUACAUUAACAGUCUGCUUAUGGAUGAAGUCCAAAUCCCCACUAUUGUGGUACUUAAUACAUCAAAUCAACAAUAUUUUAUGCCAAGCAAGAAAAUUGAGAAUGCAGAAGACCUGAUUCAGUUCAUUACCAGCAUUCUUGAUGGGACAGCUGAAGCUCAAGGUGGGGAUGGAAUACUGCAGCGCAUUAAAAGAGUUGCUUAUGAUGCCAAAUCUACUGUAGUAUCUGUAUUUAAGAGUUCACCUCUCCUUGGGUGCUUCCUCUUCGGUCUACCACUGGGUGUCAUCAGCAUAAUGUGUUAUGGAAUCUGCACAGCAGACACUGAUGAUGGUUCAGAGGAAAUGACAAGAAAAGAUGUGAUUGACCCAAAUAUAUCGGAUGAGGGCAGCGAUGAGGACCUAGAGGAGGACAAAACUAGGGAGAACUCUUCUGAAGUGACAGAUGAAGAUCAAGAAGAAAAGGAUUAUAUGGAAAAGAAAAAAGAUUAACUUUUAUGAAAAGUGGAUUAACUAGUAUUCCAGAAUAAACUUAUUUAUUAAAUUCAACCACUGACCCACCUUUGUUAAAAAAGUAAAAAGAAAAAAAAGCAGACUCUGCGUCACUGAAUAUUUGCAUGCGUUUGAUUUUCCUUUGUAAAGCAUCAGGGCUAUUAAUAAGACAUUCUAGAAUUUAAUAAAUGGUUUUGAAAGUAGAAGACCAAUAAGGAGCUUUUGUUUUUAUUGCAGUGUUCUAAUAAAGUUUUACUUUUUUUUUUUUUUUUUUUUUUAAUUAGCUAAAAUGUUUGUGUGUUUAUUAUUUUUACAACAUGGAGUUUUUCUAAUUAAUUUGUAUUUCGUUAUUAAAUGUUUGGGGACAAAGUCUUGAAUAGAGGAAUUUUUAACCUCUUCAGGCUGGUUAACCACUGAUGUUGACAAAAUGCUAGCAAUGCUACGUACAUGUGAAACACAAUCACAUUUGACAUUCAGUCGUAGCCAGGACUUGCGCUUAUCGUAAGGGCUGAAUAGAGGACACUCUGACCCCAAUGCAUUAUUUUGCAAGUUGAAAAAGGUCUGUGCAUCCAAAAGCUGCUGCCAUGACACAUAAGCUACUGACUGAACUCAGUGGAGUAUGGCGUUAUUAAAGUCAUUACAUUCCUUUUCCAUUAUCCAUUUACAUUCUUCUGCUAGUGUUAAAAACAUAAGUAAAGGCAUUAUUUUUUAUUCCAAAAGUUAAAGGUCAUAAAGUGAAGCAUUGGGCAUGUUUGCUUUAUAUGAACACACUUUACUCAAACUAAAUUGAAUGUUGCUGAUAAAAUGUUUUCUCUGCAUGUAUCAAUAUUACAGAUUUAUAAUGUAAAUUGGGUGUGUGGAAUUAGUGUUUUGUAGGCUACAGCACUGAAGUUGUUGGGAUAGGAGUAAUGUUAUGAAUUGCAUAGCUACCAAACCCACAGCCUGAAUGUUGGGGAGCGCUAAUGUAGCCUAUUUGUGUAUAAUACAUUUGUAAAUAUCUGAUGAGGCACGUUACAAUUUGUGCUUUCACAGUUUUUAUAUUUAACAACCUCAUAUUUCAGGAGAGUAAUUAUAUAAUCAUACAUAUUUGAAACAUAUUCUUGCUUAAAUAAAAUGUUAUUCCCAGAUAUGGAACAGAUUUAUAUUUUAUACCUGAUUUGUGCUAAUGAAUAUGUGUAAAAGUGCUAUUAUUAAGAUUUGUUAUGUGAUUUUGUUAGUUUUAUUAUUAUUUUUAUUUUAUUUACUUUUUAGCUUUGCAAUGAUCCACCCUUUUACUUCUUUAUCACAGUAGUAGCUUCAAAUUGUUCACAGGUUGUACUAUUUAAGUUUGCUGGACUUUUAAAUAUUUGAAUUGCUUUACAUGACCUAGAUUACCACAAGUUUUUAUGUUUUUUAUUUUUUUGUAUGCAAAAUAUACUCCAAAAUCAUUGCAGCAUUUCUGCAUAGUUAUUUUUGGUAUAGGUGAAACAUUGAUACUGUAAAUCCAGAAAUGUUUUUUUUUAAAUUGUCAAUAUAUUACUAAAUGUUUGGCAACUAUAUGUACCAUUUAUUGUAAAUAUGAUGUUCCUUUUUCCAGUUAAUAGUCUUUUUUGUUUUGUUUUGGGGUUUUUUAACAAAUUCCCUCUUACAUACUUCUCCACCCUUCUUGAAAUUAUGCAUGGUCUUUUUUUUCCUUUGAUUACAUUUUUUGCUAUAUUUGGGCUGAUUGGAAGGACAAAUGUUUGGGCUGAUUGGAUGUUUGGUCUAUUCUGGUAAAGCUUGUUAUAGUUUAUAUUUUUUAGAUUGUACUAUUGUGUUCAGAGGGCAUUGAAUGUGUUUGAAUGCAUAGAUGAGAGGCAAUAAACGUGCUUGCAGGAAUUAUGGUUUAUCUGAGGCAAACUAAAUCCUUGUAUUUUCAGUCUUUAAUUUACCCACCAUAAAUCAAAUCAACAAGACAGAAGAUAAUAAUGAGAAAUAAACACUUUGUGAACGUUCA
Molecule: messenger RNA, 3655 nt
Organism: Pseudophryne corroboree (corroboree frog)
Lineage: Eukaryota; Metazoa; Chordata; Amphibia; Anura; Myobatrachidae
Gene: TMX3
Product: thioredoxin related transmembrane protein 3
Exons: 16
Coding region: 322-1680 (452 amino acids)
Biological process (GO): peptidyl-cysteine oxidation
Cellular component (GO): endoplasmic reticulum; cell surface
Molecular function (GO): protein disulfide isomerase activity
Source: RefSeq, a predicted model, not a curated record